This is a messenger RNA of Clarias gariepinus (North African catfish), 1886 nucleotides long. RefSeq names its product t-complex 1 (gene tcp1). Gene Ontology annotation, molecular function: ATP-dependent protein folding chaperone; ATP hydrolysis activity; ATP binding. The coding region runs from base 29 to 1705 and encodes 558 amino acids. The record is from RefSeq and is a predicted model, not a curated record. Gene Ontology annotation, cellular component: chaperonin-containing T-complex. NCBI's taxonomy places the organism in Eukaryota, Metazoa, Chordata, Actinopteri, Siluriformes, Clariidae. The transcript has 12 exons. Gene Ontology annotation, biological process: protein folding.
GGUCCCUCCUUUCUUCUUGCGGAUCAACAUGGCGGCGAUGGAGGGUCCGUUAAACGUGCUUGGGCAGAGAAGCACCGGCGAGUCCGUGCGGACUCAGAAUGUGAUGGCCGCGUCGUCCAUCGCCAACAUCGUGAAGAGCUCGCUCGGCCCAGUGGGGCUCGACAAGAUGCUGGUGGACGACAUUGGGGACGUGACCAUCACGAACGACGGUGCCACCAUCCUGAAGCUGCUGGAGGUGGAACAUCCCGCCGCCAAAGUGCUUUGUGAACUCGCAGACCUGCAGGAUAAGGAGGUCGGAGACGGGACAACAUCUGUGGUGAUCAUCGCUGCAGAAUUGCUAAAGAGUGCAGAUGAACUGGUGAAGCAGAAGAUCCACCCGACCUCCGUCAUCAGCGGAUACAGACUCGCCUGCAAGGAGGCGGUGCGCUACAUUAAUGAGAAUCUGACCAUCGGAGCCGAUGAUUUGGGCCGCGAGUGUUUGGUCAACGCAGCGAAGACCUCCAUGUCCUCCAAGAUCAUCGGGGUUGAUGCGGAUUUUUUCGCCAACAUGGUGGUGGACGCAGCCACGGCGGUGAAGUUUGUGGACGGUAAAGGCGUGGCACGGUACCCCAUCAACUCCGUGAACGUGCUAAAGGCUCACGGCCGCAGCCAGAAGGAGAGCAUCCUGGUCAACGGUUACGCCCUCAACUGCACCGUCGGCUCGCAGGGGAUGGUGAAGAGAGUACAGAAUGCCAAGAUCGCGUGUUUGGACUUCAGCCUGCAGAAAACCAAGAUGAAGCUGGGAGUCCAAGUCAUCAUCAAUGACCCGAAGCAACUUGACCAGAUUAGACAGAGAGAGUCGGACAUCACUAAGGAGCGUAUCCAGAAGAUCCUGGCUCCGGGGACGACGGUUGUCCUGACGACUGGUGGGAUUGAUGACAUGUGUCUAAAGUACUUUGUGGACGCCGGAGCCAUGGCAGUUCGCCGUGUGCUGAAGAGAGACCUCAAACGGAUCGCCAAGGCAACCGGAGCCACCAUCUGCUCGUCCCUGACCAACCUGGAGGGGGAGGAGUCGUUCGAGGCGGCCAUGUUGGGUCAGGCGGAGGAAGUGGUGCAGGAGCGGGUGUGUGACGACGAGCUCAUCCUCAUCAAGAAUACGAAGGCUCGCACGUCAGCCUCUAUAAUCCUGCGUGGAGCGAACGACUUCAUGUGUGACGAGAUGGAGCGCUCGCUGCACGAUGCGCUGUGUGUGGUGAAGAGAGUGUUGGAGUCCAAAUCUGUGGUUCCAGGAGGGGGCGCUGUCGAGGCAGCUCUGUCUAUCUACCUUGAGAACUACGCCACUAGCAUGGGUUCACGGGAGCAGCUGGCGAUUGCAGAGUUUGCCCGUUCCUUGCUCGUCAUUCCUAAGACGUUGGCGGUGAACGCCGCGCAGGACUCCACCGACCUGGUGGCCAAACUCAGAGCGUUUCACAACGAAGCCCAGGUCAACCCCGAACGCAAGAAUCUCAAGUGGAUCGGUUUGGACCUGGUGAACGGGAAGCCCAGGGAUAACAAGCAGGCGGGCGUGUACGAGCCCACUAUGGUCAAAACCAAGAGUCUGAAAUUCGCCACCGAGGCAGCCAUCACCAUCCUACGCAUUGAUGACCUCAUCAAGCUCUUCCCUGAGCCUAAAGAGGGCGGGCCUUCGUACCAGGACGCUGUUCAGUCAGGCUCUCUAGAGGGGUAAAGCCCCCCCCCGCCCACUCCGUAUAUUUAUUAGCAUCCCAUAAUGUUAGCGCGGUUGUAGCCUAGCCUUGCACUUAGCCUGUGUCUGUUUUUGCUACCACAGUAACACCAUUUGCUGAUUAAUGACCUGUAAUGACCUGUAAUUCAUCUGUUUAAGGAAAUAAAGGAGUGAUUAUGUACCA